CUGUCCGGAUGCGCGAGUCGGACUGCGUUUCAUGGCUUCGUCGAGUAGAUUGGCCUGAGAACUUGGUCAUUCAAUGCUCCUUACGGCCCGAUCCGACAAUUCAGUUCCAGUAAAUUUAGGUUAUCAGACAACCUGGACCGCACGAAUCACCGAUAUUAAAAGUAGCAAAUGCCGAUGCUGGAAAUGCGUGGACCUGCGCUUAAUAACGUUAUCUUCCGGACCUAUAAAACACACACUCGGCGUGGAAAUGUCCUCCCUCGAGGCUCGGACCCUUGCUCCGCACCUUUCGUCCGCCGUCUAGUGUUGCGUCACUGCAGGCCCUAUAGUCUCCAUGACGGUAGAUGAGAAACUGAAAGAUGUGGAGAAAAUAGCAGUCGGCGACUCAGCGGCAAAUAAGUCGCGUGCCGAGGACUUUCGACUACAACAACAGCUCGACAUUGGAACAGUCGAAAACGCUGUCUUCAGACAAAAGUGGUGGCAACUAUGGCGCCCUCGAGAUCCACCUCCGCCCCCUCGAAAGAAUUUAGAAGACGCUCCGAUAAUACCAAUCGCCCAUGCAUCUAUUCUCUCCAAGCUCACAUACUCCUGGAUCACGGAACUUAUGGUACUCGGUUACCAAAGGUCGCUACAGGUUCCAGACCUUUGGAAAAUGGAUCCCUCUCGUGAAUCGGGAGUACUUUCGUCCAAGCUGGAUGAGGCCUGGGCCCGGCGUGUGGAGGCUGCUGACGACUGGAAUUGGCGCCUUGCAAAUGGUGAGGCCCAGGCAAACGUAGUGAAACGCGUCGGUUGGAGCAUUCGAGCAUGUUUCCCAAGUUCCAGCGUACCUGGCGAGUCAUACGCUGAGAGACGUGAUGGCCUGGAACGUGAGUGGCGUGACAAAUCUGGUAUUGCUGAACCUAGCUUAGCGUGGGCCCUUAACGAUACGUUCGGGUGGCAUUUCUGGGCUGGUGGCCUCUUCAAGGUCGUGGGCGAUACCUCACAGCUUAUGAGUCCUCUCCUCGUAAAGACAAUCAUCAAUUUCACUAAGGAGGGAAAACAUACCGGCGCACAAAUCGGACGUGGAGUGGCAAUGGCAAUCGGCCUGUUUUUGCUCACCAUAUCUUCUAGCAUUUGUCAACACCAAUUCUUCUGGCGCUCAAUGUCAACCGGUGUUCUCGCAAGGGCGGCCUUGAUUAGUUCAAUUUAUAGGCGCGGUGUCGCACUCACUCCGAAAGCUCGAACCAAGCUGAACAACGCAGCGCUGGUGAAUCAUAUUUCCACGGAUGUCAGCCGUAUUGAUGCUUGUUCCCAGUGGUUUCAUGCUGCAUGGACUGCACCAAUACAGGUCAUCGUUUGUCUCAUAAUUCUACUCGUGCAGCUCGGCCCCUCCGCUCUUGCCGGAUUUUCGCUCUUUGUGGUCAUGGUUCCUAUACAGGAGCGUCUUAUGACGUUCCAGCAUACGCGUAGAGAGAAGGCGAAUAAAUGGACGGAUGGACGUGCAAACCUCAUCCUGGAAGUCCUUGGUGGGAUGCGUAUCGUAAAAUACUUCUCAUACGAGACACCGUUCUUAAAGAGGAUCUUUGAUAUACGUACCAAGGAACUGGAUAAAAUUCGAAUGAUCCACGUCUCUCGGGCUGCAAAUAUCGCUUUGGCGUUCUCUCUCCCGGUUCUCGCAGCGACACUUGCAUUCGUCACGUACACAAAGACUACUUCAUCCUUCGAUGUCGCCAUUAUCUUCUCAUCCCUUUCUUUGUUCCAACUCCUUCGACAACCCCUCAUGUUCCUCCCUCGCGCGUUAUCUGCAAUUGCUGAUGCGCGGAGUGCUCUGACGCGUCUGGAGAAGGUCUUUCACGCAGAGCUCCGCGAUACCAUUGCUCUCGAUAUUGAUCUAUCCCUAGAUGUUGCGCUGAGAGUGGAUAAUGCAACCUUCGAGUGGGAGGAGAGUGCACCACAAGAGUCAAUUGGCACAUCUGGAACCGGGAAGGACAAACACAAAGAUAAACGAGAGAAAGAAUUGAAAGACAAGCUUAAUGCAAUCGAAGAUGAAAAGAAGACGGACGCGGUGCCGUUCAGAGUGCGCGACGUGAACCUAGUCGUACCGAGGGGCCAGCUUGUCGCCAUCGUUGGGCCCGUUGGGAGCGGAAAGUCCAGCCUUCUCCAAGGUCUCAUCGGAGAGAUGAGAAAAGUUGAAGGUAGCGUCAAGUUUGGCGGACAAGUUGGAUAUUGUUCGCAAACGGCUUGGAUUCAGAACGCGACUCUGCGUGAAAACAUACUUUUCGGCCAGGACUUCGAUCCUGACAAAUAUUGGGACGUUAUUGAGCGUUCAUCACUUCUACCAGACCUGGAAGUGCUUCCUGAUGGCGAUCUGACAGAGAUCGGAGAGAAAGGUAUCAAUCUGAGUGGUGGACAAAAGCAACGCGUUAACAUUGCCCGAGCUCUGUAUUACGAUGCGGAUGUUGUCAUCCUGGAUGAUCCGCUUUCCGCCGUUGAUGCACAUGUCGGAAAAGCGCUUUUCACAGAUGCCAUUCUCGGGGCGUUACGAUCGCGCGGUAAAACAGUUAUUCUUGUCACCCAUGCACUUCACUUCCUCUCGCAGUGUGACUACAUUUACACGAUGUCAGCUGGAAAAAUUGGCGAGCACGGCACAUACGGAGAUUUGCUAUCCAGAGGAGGCGAGUUCGCACGUCUGGCCCGAGAGUACGGUGGCGAGCAGGAACGCGAAGAAGACGAGGCGACGGAUGAGGAUGCACCUACCAAAAGCACUAAGACAAUAGGCAUGGAACCUGUGAAUAAAGAGAAGCUGAAGGCAAAACUAGAUCUUAGCAAAGUGGCGGGGAAAGGCACUCUCGAGGGCCGGCUUAUGGUGAAGGAGAAGCGUACGACUGGUGCUGUUCCUUGGCACGUGUACAUGACAUACAUCAAAGCUGGGAAAGGAUACAUCACCCUUCCUUUGAUACUAUUAUGUAUAGUCCUCAUGCAGACUAGUUCGGUACUGAAUUCCUACGCCCUGGUGUGGUGGGAGAAUAAUGCAUUCAACCGGCCAUUUUCGUUUUAUCAACUUCUAUAUGCGAUGUUGGGCAUUGCACAAUCGCUGUUUACGUUCUUCCUGGGAUCAUCGAUGGAUGUUCUUUCCGAUUUCGCAUCAAGAAAUUUGCACCACGAUUCACUGCGCAAUGUCUUCUACGCGCCCAUGUCAUUUUUUGAUACCACGCCACUCGGACGCAUUUUGAGCGUCUUCGGGAAGGAUAUCGAUACCAUUGAUAAUCAACUAGCUCUGUCGAUGAAGAUGUUCACCCUCGUUAUAGGAAUGAUGUUUGGUGCUAUCAUCAUCAUCACGAUAUUGGAACAUUACUUCAUCAUCGUUGUUUUCUUCAUAGGUUUCGGGUAUAGCUACUUCGCCUCAUUUUACCGUGCAAGCGCGAGAGAAAUGAAGCGUUUAGAUGCUCUCUUGAGAUCACUUCUAUACUCACAUUUCUCGGAAUCCUUGACUGGAUUACCGACUAUCAGGAGUUACGGAGAAACAGAGCGUUUCCUGAAGGACAAUCGAUACUACGUCGACCUUGAGGAUAGAGCGUUGUUCCUUACUAUCACGAAUCAACGGUGGAUGGCCAUCCGACUUGAUUUCAUGGGUGGAUUCAUGGUCUUCAUUGUUGCCAUCUUCGCAGUCGUCAGUGUGUCAGGAAUAAGCCCUGCUCAAGUUGGCUUAGUCCUAACUUACAUUACCCAGUUAAGUCAGAUGUGUAGUGCGGUCACUCGACAAUAUGCCGAAGUCGAGAACUACAUGAACUCUGUUGAACGAGUCGUUCACUACAGUCGAGGGGACCUGAUUGUACAAGAGCCGCCACACGAGAUCGAGGAUCAGAAGCCUGAUCCUUCUUGGCCGCAGCGUGGUGAAAUAACGUUCAAUAAAGUCACAAUGAGCUACAGACCAGGACUUCCCAACGUUUUGAAGGGGAUCUCUCUCCAUGUCAAAGGUGGAGAAAAAAUCGGCAUUGUAGGACGGACCGGAGCCGGAAAAAGUUCACUUAUGUUAUCCCUUUUCCGGAUCGUCGAGCUGAAUUCUGGCAAGGUUACGAUUGACGGCAUCGAUAUCUCACAGAUAGGCCUGAAAGAUCUUCGGACAAAGAUUUCCAUUAUUCCUCAGGACCCACUCUUGUUUUCCGGAACAAUCCGUUCUAACCUUGAUCCCUUCGGUCUCUACGACGACGCACGCCUAUGGGAUGCGCUGCGACGAGCGUACCUGAUAGGCAACGUCGAGGAACCAGGUACAGCGAAGGUUUCGCAGGAGAUUAGGAAAGGUGACUAUGACGGACGAGGCUCAACCAGUAUUGUGGAGGAAGAAGCAGGCCCCCCUGUGUCAACGCUUGUCUCGGGUACAGCAACACCAGUGAACCGGUACACGCUCGACACGCUCAUCGAGAGCGAGGGGUCCAAUUUAAGUGUGGGCGAAAGGUCGUUGCUCAGUCUCGCGAGGGCCCUGGUGAAGGACUCUAAGGUGGUCGUACUAGACGAAGCUACCGCAUCUGUUGACUUAGAGACGGACAGUAAGAUUCAAUAUACGAUCCAGACGGAGUUUCGCGACAGGACGCUGCUGUGCAUUGCUCAUCGGCUUCGUACUAUCCUUUCUUACGACCGCAUAUUGGUUCUGGAUGCAGGCGAAGUCGCUGAAUUCGAUACUCCUGCGAACCUCUACAGGAUGGAAAAUGGCAUCUUCCGUGGAAUGUGUCAACGAAGCAACAUUACGCUUGAGGAGAUAGAAAAGAGUACCCUACGCUUUUGACGACCGUUCGAGAUGCUUUGAUAGACUGGUAUAGAUUUUGUAUUCGGUUCUAUGUUUCGCUUCGUUUCCAUUGAAUUGCGCGCUGCUUUCGAGAUUCUUUACAUUCCCAAAAUAGACCCAG
Molecule: messenger RNA, 4880 nt
Organism: Fomitiporia mediterranea MF3/22
Lineage: Eukaryota; Fungi; Basidiomycota; Agaricomycetes; Hymenochaetales; Hymenochaetaceae
Product: ABC protein
Exons: 36
Coding region: 332-4759 (1475 amino acids)
Biological process (GO): transmembrane transport
Cellular component (GO): membrane
Molecular function (GO): ATP binding; ATP hydrolysis activity; ABC-type transporter activity
Source: RefSeq, a predicted model, not a curated record